UUGCAGGAACUAAUGCAGCCAAAAUCUGGGGCCAAUGGAACAGCCGUUACUGAAUUCAUCCUGCUGGGCUUGGUGGACACACCGGAGUUGCUACCACUUGUCUUUGUGCUCUUCCUCUUUGCCUACCUGCUCACAGUGGGGGGCAACCUCAGCAUCCUGGCUGCCAUCUUGGUGGAGCCCAAACUCCACACCCCCAUGUACUUCUUCCUGGGGAACCUAUCAGUGCUGGACAUUGGGUGCAUCACUGUCACCGUUCCCUCAAUGUUGAGUCGCCUCUUUUCCCACAAGCGUGCAGUUCCCUAUGGAGCGUGCCUCACACAGCUUUUCUUCUUCCAUCAGUUGGCUGGUGUGGACUGCUUCCUGUUGACAGCCAUGGCCUAUGACCGGUUCCUGGCCAUCUGCCGGCCCCUCACCUACAGCGCCCGCAUGAGCCAUUCAGUCCAGUGGAUACUGGUGGCUGUGUCCUGGGCCUGUGCCCUCACCAAUGCACUGAUCCACACUAUUGCCCUAACUACACUCAACUUCUGUGGUCCCAAUGAGGUCAAUCACUUCUACUGUGACCUGCCACAGCUCUUCCAGCUCUCUUGCUCCAGCACCCAACUCAAUGAGCGGCUGCUCUUUGCUGCUGGUUUCAUAAUGGCA
This is a messenger RNA of Myotis davidii, 642 nucleotides long. Its product is annotated as olfactory receptor 3A1-like. The record is from RefSeq and is a predicted model, not a curated record. Gene Ontology annotation, cellular component: membrane. The transcript has a single exon. The annotation marks the transcript as partial. NCBI's taxonomy places the organism in Eukaryota, Metazoa, Chordata, Mammalia, Chiroptera, Vespertilionidae. Gene Ontology annotation, molecular function: G protein-coupled receptor activity; olfactory receptor activity. Gene Ontology annotation, biological process: G protein-coupled receptor signaling pathway.